Messenger RNA from Boleophthalmus pectinirostris (great blue-spotted mudskipper), 3534 nucleotides. RefSeq names its product integrin alpha-3-like. The record is from RefSeq and is a predicted model, not a curated record. Gene Ontology annotation, biological process: integrin-mediated signaling pathway; leukocyte migration; cell-matrix adhesion. Bases 1 to 3468 code for a protein of 1155 amino acids. Gene Ontology annotation, molecular function: integrin binding. Lineage: Eukaryota; Metazoa; Chordata; Actinopteri; Gobiiformes; Gobiidae. Gene Ontology annotation, cellular component: external side of plasma membrane; integrin complex. The transcript is spliced from 29 exons.
AUGGAGCGAAUGCUAGAGGGCAUCACUGGAGCUACUGGCAUUACACCAAAACCACCAGAGACACCAGCAGCUGAGGAGCAGCAGUGUGCAGAUGUCUCCCCAGAGCCCCCAUCUUCACCCUCUAUGGUCCCACAGCACCCACAAGCUGAACCAGAUGAACUGUUGGACUUGAGAGUGUCUGGGAGCCCCAUUGUGUUGAUGGCAGCCUCUUCCCUUGUGCUCUUGAGCAUGCUGUUUGCAUGUGCAGCAUUUAACCUGGACCCCCUGGUGUCUGUAGUGAAGAGCGGGAGUGAGAGCUCUCUGUUCGGCUUCUCUGUGGCUCUGCACCAGGACAUGAGCACUGGAGCAUACAGGUUGUUGGUGGGAGCCCCAAUGGAGAAGGCAGAGCCUGGAGUCUUGGCCAAUCGUACUGGGGGCAUGUACAUCUGCCCUAUCAGCCCUGACCCAUCAGACUGCACCCGGGUCACGCUCAUGGACCCAGAGCAACUCUUGUCUGAGGACGUGAUUGAGGACAUGUGGCUCGGGGUCUCUGUGGCCAGUCAGGGUCCACCCGGAGGACGAGUGUUGGCAUGUGGCCAUCGCUUUGCCAAACUCUACGGUGCGUACAGGCUGCGACACAUGACCGGCCGCUGCUACGUCCGGGGCAAUGACCUGAAGUACAACGACUCAGACGCUCACUGGCAGAAUCCUGACCAGGUCUGCAGUCACCUGGGCGAUGUGAGUGGUGAGGUCAUGUGCACUAUGGGGAUGUCCGCGGCCAUUUCUCAAAUGGAGAUCAUUGUGGGCUCUCCAGGAAGCUUCGACUGGCAAGGCAAUGUCCAUGUACUGUGGAUGAAUCCUGAGGUCAUGUUCGACACAAAGAAGACUACCUUCACAAACAUGGAGCAGAGGAACAUCUACAUUGGAUACUCUGUGGCCCUGGCUCCUCGGCUGCUGUCUCCACAGCUGGACAGCAUCAUAACAGGGGCUCCUAAAGACAGCAAACACGAUGCUCGUGGCUCUGUGUUCCUGGCGCUGAAGUCUGAGGCUGGUCUUCAGAUUGUGCAGAGGCUCAGAGGGGAGCAGACAGGCUCAUACUAUGGAAAUGCCUUAGCAGUGCUGGACCUCAAUAAUGAUGGCUUUGUAACCAUGUGGAAUGAUCUGCUGGUGGGAGCACCCUUCUUCUUCCAGAGGCAGCAAGAGGUGGGCGGGGCUGUGUACCUGUACCUGAACAGUGGAGGCAGGUUUGACUCCAGGCCCACUCUGGUGCUCAGAGGCCCUCAGCACUCAGCCUUUGGGAUGGCUCUGUGUGCAGCUGGAGACCUGGACCAAGAUGGAUUCCAGGAUUUUGUGGUGGGAGCUCCGUUUCAUGGUACUGGGAGUGUGAUGAUCUUUAACAGUGGACCUAAUGGUGUCCCCCCUCAGCCUUCUCAGGUGAUCCAUGGGAGCAGUAUCUCACCUCUCUUCAGGACCUUUGGCUUUUCUUUGGCUCCUGCUCAGGACGUGGACCAGAACCAGCACCCAGACCUCCUGAUCGGCUCUUUGGAUGACUCUGUGGUGCUGCUGCGCUCUCGUCCUGUGGUGGAGCUUACCCAGACUCUUCGAGUGAGCCCUGACAUGGUGGAUCCAAAUGACUGCAAAUCCUGCAUACGUGUGAAGGUGUGCUUUUCAUACACAUUCAGAUCUGGAGGGAGCAGUGACGAAGACAACAUCACGGUGCAGUUCUGGGUGAGUGCAGAUGUGACCAGUGUGAAGGCACGUGUUAGCUUCUUGAGCAGUGGACAGAGCCACGUGUGGUCGUUCCUGUCCAUGCCCACAGCCCACUGCCGCACACUCAGAGCCGGUCUCCUGAAUCCAAUAAGAGAUCAAGUCCAGCCUCUGGUGUUUUCUCUGAAUGCCUCCAUGGUCCAAAAACUCCCAGAGAAACGCAAUGGACUGUAUGAUUUGAGACGAUUUCCUGUGACCAGUCACCCCCUUCUUCCAGUCAGACACCAGAUCCAUAUUCAAAAGGCAUGUGGAAAUGACAACCGUUGCCAUAGUAACCUGCAGAUGACUGCGCAGUUCACUGACGAUAGACAAAGGCCCUUGGACACUGUGGCAGAGGGGCACCAGCGGCUGGUCCUGGACUCCAAUCUGAAUCUGCUGCUCCUUCACAUCAAUGUCACCAACCUGCCAUCACCAUGGAAACCAGUCAACCAUACCCACGAAGUCUCAUCUCCAUGGCGACCCCUAGACAACAGCUACAACACCCUGUCACCAUGGAGACUUGCUGAGGACGCCCACAAUGUCGCCCUAAACGUCACCAUCCCUCCCUCUCUUGUCUACUCUGGAGUAAGGGCCAAGGGGGCACUGCAGGCUGUGGGGUGCGCUGUGGAAGGCAGGGCUCUGCUCUGUGACCUGGGAAACCCUUUAAAGGCCAAUCAGCAGGUGGAGGUGUGGAUUCGGUUCCAGCCCUCUGAGGCCAGUCUGAGGAGCAGAGAGAUCACAAGCCAGCUGCAGCUCUCCACCCUGAGCGAGCAGUGGGACCUGUUUCCACUCACCGUCUCCAUGUUGGUGGAAGUGUCUCUGCAGGCUUCUCUCAUACUGCUGAAUCCUCCAGACCCCAUCUACUUCAGUGGUCAUGUGAUGGGCGAGUCUGCCAUUAAAAAGACCUCCGAUAUAGGCUCUUUAGUAACAUUUGACUUUCAGGUGCAGAAAAGUGGGCGAUCUCUGCACCACCUGGGUAAUCUAAUGCUGGUUUUUGAUUGGCCGCUGGAGCUGUUCAGUGGGAAGUGGCUGCUGUAUCUUAGCCGGAUUGAGAUACUUGGCAGCUCUGUGGAAUUCUGUUCACCAUCUGCGGUACUCAACCCUCUCAGACUUACGGUUUCAGAUGAGGAAGAGGUGCGGAGAAAGAAGAGGAAUCUUGAACAGGAUUUUGAAGAAAAGGAAACGACAAAAGUAUCUCCAAUUCUCCACCUCUACUCCCCCAGAAGGACAUCCCCCACACUGAGCUGUAAGCUGGGGGCCAGAUGUGUGCGGGUGCACUGUCCUCUCAUCCACAUGAACCACACUGUGACCCUGAGCGUGAGAGCACGCCUCUGGAACAGCACUUUUCUGGAGGACUUUGUGGAGGCCAGCUCAGUGACCAUUGUUGGAAGGGCCACUCUGCAACUCCAAACAGACCAACCUGCUGUGAACAUGAAGCCACAGAGUGUUCAGUUUUCAGUGCGAGUCUUCCCAGACCUGUCCCUCCCUGUGGCUCCCAGCCCUCCACUCGGAGUCCUUGUGCUGUCUGCUGUGGGAGGGGUCUCUGUGCUGGCUCUCAUCUGCCUGCUGCUCUGGAAGUGUGGUUUCUUUGAGCGACGUGGACCAUGGCCUGCCACUCUGCACCAGGGCACCGUGAGCACCCGGGCAGCCCGCCACAGUUGCACUGACGUAGACGGCUUCCUCAUCCAACACAGCCCCUCUAUGCAGAGGAAGAAACACUGGGUCACCUCCUAUUCACAGUGACCCAGGACCUCCAGGCCCCACUGGAGCUCCAGCCCCAGAAACCCCAGCAGCCAACAGUGUCUUCAA